AUCUCACAAAUCUCACGAUUUCUGGUGAUAUAUUCACUCAGUAAAAUCCGAGCAUUCGAUCGAUUCCUAUUUGUAGCCCUUCUCCGCGCUCCUGGAGCCACGCUGAUCCUUUCAUGUCGUGAGCUCCACAGACCUUCAAACUGUCGCAACGACUCCUCCUCCGCCCGCUCGUAAGAGCCUCGGGCGGAUGGCCAUGGCUGUCAAGCUUAAAGACCCGAUGUCCCCGUGGCAUCGCUCGUCCUAUUUUCUCUCAUGGCUUCAAAAUCAUGGCACAAUCUCCUAGCUGGUGGUCCCCCUCUCCUACCGAUGAACAUGCCUCUGCCUCUCAGCAGGCCUCUUUCGAGUCGAAGCCUCUCGACGAAGAUGUCCUGUCUGAACCUGAGGAAGAAAAGCUUAUGACGAGGCGCGUACACAUCCUGGGUCUCGGGAGCAUUGGCACAUUGGUCGCUCACUCGCUGCGAUGUCUACCUAAUCCACCGCCUAUCACCUUGAUGAUGCACAAACAAGAACAGUAUGCGGAAUUUAGAAAAGUUGGCCGCAACAUUGCUCUCAUAGACCAGAAGAACAAUAUCAAUGACGAGCAGAUUGGCUAUGAUGUGGAAGUCUAUGAAGGCCAUGAUCCCGAAACUGGCCCAAGGUGGCGCUUCAUGCCUGAUUUCGAAACCAAGCCGGGAAAAGGUCCAACACCGCCAGUGACGAAUCCUCUCGAGACCGAAGAGUCUUUGCCUAAUGGGAAGAUUUUUAUCUACUGCUUGAUUGUUGCUGUCAAGGGUCAUGCAACGGUGGCCGCCCUUCGAUCAGUACAAGACAGAGUUGACUCAAGAACAACUAUAUGCUUUAUGCAAAACGGACUGGGACAGAUCGACGAACUUAAUCGCGAAGUCUUCACUGAUCCCGCAACUCGCCCGACAUAUAUCCUCGGAAUCGUGUCUCACGGUGUUUACAUGGCUGAUCCAUGUGCGGUUGUUCAUGCUGGUUAUGGUACAAUCGCACUAGGUGUGUCUCGAGACAAAGACCGACAUCCACUUCCUCCACGAACUUUGACUAGAAAUAUCUCUGACCUGACCGACGAUGAGCGCACGAAAUUCUAUCCAAGUGAUAAGGAUCUAUUUUCAAGCGUGUCGUCGAGAUAUCUCUUACGCACAUUGACAAGGUCAACAGUGUUGGCGUGUGCAGUAUUUCCUUACCUGGAUCUUUUGCAGUUACAAUUGGAGAAGCUAGCAGCGAACGCCGUUCUCAACCCUCUGACAGCACUUUUAGAUGUACCGAACGGCGCCCUACUUGAGAGCAACGAACUCUCCGUAGUGCAACGACUUUUGUUGGCCGAGGUGUCUCUCGUCAUUCGCGGCUUACCAGAACUGGAAGGAAUUCCAAAUGUUAAAAUGAGGUUUUCGGCCCGGAGGCUAGAGCAGCUUGCUAUGGCUGUGACUCGUCGGACAGCUCAAAAUUCCAGCAGUAUGCGGGAAGACCUUCGUCAUGGCAAAAAGCCAGAGAUUGACUACAUCAAUGGCUACAUUUUCAAACGCGGAGAAGAGCAAGGCAUCAAAUGCGCCCUUAAUUUCAUGUUGAUGCAAUUGAUCAAAGGCAAAGAUGGCUUGCAAAAAAGAGAUUACAGCAUGCCGCAUGGCUUACCGUAUGGCACUCGGCAGAUUGAGAGUCAGGUCAACCCAAAUCGACCAGGAGUUGUCACUUUAUCCGACAAAAGUUCACCCAAUCCUUUGCGAACGACUGCAAAGCCUCGAUAACUACGGUUUACUGUUUGCUCAGUUCAUCAACAUGCAGACGCAGCCAGCUUUACGUACUUUUGGGAUCCGUGCUGCGCCUUGGCCUUUUCAUCUAGUGACAACUGAUA
Molecule: messenger RNA, 1852 nt
Organism: Exophiala oligosperma
Lineage: Eukaryota; Fungi; Ascomycota; Eurotiomycetes; Chaetothyriales; Herpotrichiellaceae
Exons: 1
Coding region: 267-1745 (492 amino acids)
Biological process (GO): pantothenate biosynthetic process
Cellular component (GO): mitochondrion; cytoplasm
Molecular function (GO): NADP binding; 2-dehydropantoate 2-reductase activity
Source: RefSeq, a predicted model, not a curated record